CGGCGGUCCGUGCGGGCUGCCCGUUGUUUGGAUCAAUCAUCGUUGGGAAGGGAGAUUUUCCAGUUGGUCUCCAGGCUCUAGCUCGCCGCUAUUCGAACCAAGACAGCGAAGGUUCGGCGACUAUUUCCCUGUGGCUUGCGCCGCCGUCCAGCUAGUGAUAGGAAGCAAGCCAAAGAGUCUCCUGUCUCCAGUCCCCAGCGAGCGAACAACGCCCGGGGAAAUCACGACUGGGAACCGUGGUCUGUCAGUGUUCGCGGGUGCUGAGUAAGUGAGCACGCGAUUUAUUAAAGAAGCAGGGCCGCCGCCAACUGAACGACAACCUUCAAGCACAGGGAUCCUUGCAAACGAAAGUCCCGGUUCACCCGCAAUUCGUGACAGACGAUCUUGCAGCUGCAGGGGUCUGUAACAUGCAGAUUUGCCCAGUCGACUCUUGUCUCUGACUCCGCAACGGAUUGGGCCCAAGGGAAAAUCCUUGUCUCCAUAUCCCCCUGAACGGCAUACGCAGCUUUGAUGUCGGAUUAAUGCUGUUAUCUUUGUUUCUCCAUCAUUUUCAAAUCCUGAGCCAUGGCUAUGGACAGGGCGCGAGACGCUCUCGCGCGCUUCCGGUUCCACCGGCCGAGUCCUGAAGCUCUGGACCGGGCCAUGAAAGACACCGCGUGGGCAGAUGGCCUGCGAGGCAUCGCUGCUGUUAUGGUCGUGUCGUCCCAUCUGGUUCUUUGUUACGCUAGAGGAAUAGUGCCUCCAUGUUGCGCACCGAACAGCACCAGUCCAUACUUGUUCCAAAUGCCCAUCUUUCGCGUGGUCGCCAAUGGCCAUUCCUGGGUGGCCUUGUUCUUCAUCCUCAUGGGUUUCGUCAAUUCAUUGAAACCCCUCCAGCUUGCCAGGUCGGGACAGAUUGACAAAGCCCUCAGCAAGCUGGCCUCAUCCUCGUUCAGUCGGAUUUUCCGCCUGGUUCUGCCCGCCAGCGCGGCCACCAUCGUCGCUUGGUUGAUAUGCAACCUCGGACUCAAUGGAGUCUCGGCGGCCAGUGAUGCAUUCUGGCUCAACACAACCACUCCCGUUCCGAGUGAUGGCUGGCAACAAGCCAUCAAGGACCUCUUGUCCGCUCUUCGCGGGACUUGGGUCUACUGGGGCCAGAAUCCCUACGACCAGCCUCAAUGGGCGCUGGUCUAUCUACUGCAAGGAAGUGUCAUGGUCAUCAGUGCUUUGUCUUUGGUCAUAUCUAUGACACCCCUGUGGCGGACAGUGACAUUGUUCAUACUUACCUUUUGGUCGUUGAAUUGGAGCCGAAUCAUCGGUGAUCCUUUUGCCGGCUUGUGUUGUUUUGCAGGAAUCCUCCUGGGGGAGAUGAGUCUCUCUAAUAUUCCAAAGGCAGCAUCCGCUGCUUCGUGCUUCAUUUCGCCACCCUUGAUUUUCCUUGCACUUUUUCUCAUGUCCUAUCCUGGAUCUUGGUACCAGAAUGCUACAUGGUCCACUUGGUUACACGACGUGGCCAUCGCAUAUGUCCCCGCGGACAUUGCCCACGCAGUCGACCGGGUGUAUGGGUCUGUGGGAGGUAUUUUGCUGGUCGUGGGAAUCAUCAUCUCCCCUCAUGCUCGCUGGCUUCUCAGUCGUCGGCCGCUGCAAUGGCUUGGAAAGGUCAGCUUCGCCAUCUACCUGCUCCAUGGGCCCCUGAUGCGGACUGUCUUUGCCUGGGUUUUACAUGCCGGUCACCAGAAGCAGCGAAUUCCACAGUAUGACCCGCAAGGGACCGAAUAUUAUGUCGAGCGCUAUCCUGUUCCGGGCUCCCUACAGUGUGCUUUGGCGACGGUGGCCCUGGCGAUUUGCGUUGCCGCGGCGAGCCAUGUGUGGAAUCUCAAGGUUGAGCCAGUGUUUGCCAAAAUCACCACCAGACUGGAAGGUCUGGUGACGGGGAAAUAUUAUAUCGAAGUCAAAUCUCUGGAGAAGAACGUUUUGCCGUUACGAAAAGACUGAAGUGGAGGGGCAAGCGGUAUAAGAAGAGGUCAAACAGGGCUAUAUGGGCAUUCCCUAAGUCGCGAUGCACCUCGGAUGGCCCUACCAUGCAUCAACCCUUCGACGAGUUGUAUACGACGAGCACAACAGGACCAGAUCUUCACUAUAUCAACUACGUUGUCUUGUCCAUUUGCACAUAUACGAUCCCGGCCUGGUGCCCUCCUAUCACGAAGAUCUCCGGCGUCCGAACUCAUCGUUGGUCCUGCGGUGUCGUUACAAGUAACCUUGCACCGAGUCCAUUGACAGUCGGCUUAUCGUCAGGCGCAUGUCGAAACAGCAUGGGACGACUGUUGCUACGGUGCAUGAUGGAUGCCGGAGAACCUAACGUCAAAACCAUGACUCUUUGUCCGAAGACCAGGAUACUCAGGCGAUCCUUGACCUCUUCGAUAUCAAUGUCACUUCUAGACUUGAAUAUGCCGCAUCAAAUAUAAAGCCAUCUUACUUAGGCAUUAAUAUGUAAACAAAUAUGAAAUCUAUCUCUAUGUAGUAUAAUGAAAUUACAAUAUACAUCUCAUGCACCA
Messenger RNA from Exophiala dermatitidis NIH/UT8656, 2534 nucleotides. RefSeq lists its product as uncharacterized. The record is from RefSeq and is a predicted model, not a curated record. Gene Ontology annotation, biological process: polysaccharide biosynthetic process. Gene Ontology annotation, cellular component: membrane. Bases 565 to 1974 code for a protein of 469 amino acids. Lineage: Eukaryota; Fungi; Ascomycota; Eurotiomycetes; Chaetothyriales; Herpotrichiellaceae. Gene Ontology annotation, molecular function: acyltransferase activity, transferring groups other than amino-acyl groups. The transcript has 3 exons.